GAGAGGUUAUGUGUCAGAUCAAUGGGAAAAAGAUUAAAAAAUUGUUUGUGGUGAUAUUUUGUGCUUUUCCCAAGAAUAAUGUCUAAUCUACAGAAGUCAAUCAUGAAGUCACGUCUUCCACCAAUACCAUCAGUCCCAAAGGUGUCGAGAAUGGAUGGAAGUUCCCGGCGUAUGUUUCAGAAGGAUUACACCCCGAAGGAGUGGCAUGAGUACUUUAAGGAGCGUCAGAUGGUGUCUGUGGAAGAUAAUACCUUCUGUGUGUAUAAAUCGGCUGAGCCUGUGGAGAAGGGACCACUGAUUGUGCUACUCCAUGGAGGAGGAUUUUCAGCUCUAACUUGGGCCCUUUUCUCCACGGAAAUCACCUCAAUGAUCCACUGUCAGUGCCUGGCGGUGGAUCUUCGUGGGCAUGGUGAGACAGAGACGACAGAUGAUUGGGAUCUCUCAGCCACAACAUUGGCCACCGAUGUGGCCAAAGUUAUUUCAACAAUGUAUCCCGAGGGUAAUCCUCCGAUAAUUCUCGUUGGACACUCUAUGGGUGGUGCCAUUGCUGCUCAUCUGGUGCACCUGAAUCUCGUGUCAAAUCUAAUUGGUCUGACGGUUAUUGAUGUGGUUGAGGGGACAGCAAUGGAGGCUCUGGCGAGUAUGCAGAGUUUCUUGAGGUCACGACCGAGCUAUUUUAAGAGCAUCCCACAGGCGAUAGAAUGGAGCGUUCGAAGUGGACAGAUAAGGAAUCUCGAGUCGGCUAAGGUCUCCAUGCCAGGACAAAUACUAAACAGCGAAACAAAUAAGUUGGCAACAAAUGAACUUCCCCUGCCCGAAUCCAGUGAACCCCAGCCGGCCACACGGACUUUCACAAAUCCUCUGACUAUUGCUGAAGAUCCAGAGUCGGAAGUUCAGGAAACUCCAGAGCCUGUAUUCAAGCAACCCCAGCCAGAUUUGCUGAAUGCUAAAAAGUAUAUUUGGAGGAUAGAUUUGUCCAAGUCAGAAAAAUUCUGGACAGGAUGGUUUGAGGGUCUGAGUCAGAAGUUUCUAGAUUUACCAGUGGCCAAGCUUCUCCUUCUGGCCAGUAUUGAUGGAUUGGACCGGACGCUGACUGUUGGUCAGAUGCAGGGUAAGUUCCAGAUGCAGGUGUUGGCUAGAUGUGGACAUGCUGUCCAUGAAGAUCGCCCAGGAGAAGUUGCUGAAGUGAUUGCUUCCUACAUGAUACGCAAUGAAUUUGCCCAGGCCUGUGGAGACUUUGUGCGUCAUAUGCCGGCAUGCUGAAAAUACUGUAAACAGGGGGAGAAUAUUAAUUAUUUUUGGAAGAUCUUCCAAUAGUUCAUUGUGAGAUUUUUUUUUGUCAUGCUUCUGGGGUACAAAUAUUUGGGGGAAUUAUCUGUUGUAUGGGAAAUAUUUUGUAACUAUUGAUAAUAGUGUCAGAUUAAUUGGGUUUCUCAGUGAGAUAAUCAGAGAUGAGGUGUUUGUAGCCACCAGUUCCCAAGUACACAUUCUCCUUCUUUGCCUGGAAGGGCAAUUUAACCGUUGCAGUCUCUACAAGUUGAUCCUCAAGCUUAUUGGCACGCGUAACAAACAUGUAGUUCAGACGGACCAUUACCCAAAUAAAUGUAUUGGCUGCGACUACUACAAGACAUGUAAACACUAAGGAAAAAAUAAUAAAAGGUUUUAGUUUA
Molecule: messenger RNA, 1670 nt
Organism: Phlebotomus papatasi
Lineage: Eukaryota; Metazoa; Arthropoda; Insecta; Diptera; Psychodidae
Product: protein phosphatase methylesterase 1
Exons: 4
Coding region: 79-1263 (394 amino acids)
Biological process (GO): protein demethylation
Molecular function (GO): protein methylesterase activity
Source: RefSeq, a predicted model, not a curated record